Orycteropus afer afer is the source of this 666-nucleotide messenger RNA. NCBI's taxonomy places the organism in Eukaryota, Metazoa, Chordata, Mammalia, Tubulidentata, Orycteropodidae. The record is from RefSeq and is a predicted model, not a curated record.
AUGAUACCACAGCACAUGCCCAGUGAGUCUGUCGUGGUCCUCACACCAAAUGGCUUCAAGUUUCCCCAAACAGAGCAACCCACACCCACCAACCAAGGACAGGUUAGCUUGAUGAAACAUCUAAAGACAGAGAUCAAAGUUCUUGGGACUAUCCAGAUCCUGUGUGGGUUGAUGGUGUUCAGCUUGGGACUCAUUUUGGUAUCUUCCCUUCUCUCCUCAAUUCACUCCAGUUUUAUAAUUGCUGGAUCACUAUCGAUCAUCACAGAGAAAAAGUCGAUUAAGCCAUUGGUUCAGAGCAGCCUGACUGCAAGCAUUCUGAGCUGUUUAUCUGCUGUAGUGGGUCUCAUUCUGCUCCUUAUCAACCUGCUUGCUUUGGGCCAUGCCUCCUGGCAGUGUGAGUUGGACAUGCAGGUUUUGCCAACCUCAUAUUACAGAUAUCAUGAUGAUAUGGAGUGCUCCAUGGCCACCACCAUUUUGACUGGGCUAUUGUCUAUAAUGCUGAUAUUCUCUGUGCUGGAGCUCUGCCUUGCUGUGCUUUCUACCAUGCUUUGGUGGAAAACGGCUCACUCUGACUUCCCGGAGAGUGUGCUGUUCCUGCCUCUGAGUUCCAAGAACACAACCAAUUUGACUCAUGACCCUGGAUAUGAAGAAUUAUUGACUUCUUAG